AUGUCUGACUACAACAACCAGAACCAGGGCUACGGCAACCAGGGCUACAACAACCAGGGCUACGGCAACCAGGGCAACCAGGGCUACGGACAACCAGGGGCCAACCAGGGCUACCGCCAGGACGAGGGCUACAACCAGGACGACAACGAGGACGGCCAGCGCGGAUUCUUCGGCAACGUCGCUGAGAAGACUAACGACUUCUUCCACAAGGAGGACGAGACCUACAAGAUCGACAAGUCGAACGUCCUCCUGGCUGGUCUGGCCAAGGGCUACGACAAGUACGAGGAUAAGAAGAGGCAGGAGGAGCUCAACCAGGCCCAGUCCUCGUACGGCGCCAACCGCCCGCAGGAGUCGCACCGCUACGACUAA
Molecule: messenger RNA, 369 nt
Organism: Linderina pennispora
Lineage: Eukaryota; Fungi; Kickxellomycota; Kickxellomycetes; Kickxellales; Kickxellaceae
Exons: 4
Coding region: 1-369 (122 amino acids)
Source: RefSeq, a predicted model, not a curated record